GUAGCGGCGACACCGGCCGGGUGUUCCUUCAAGCUCCAUAAACCCUAGAUUUAAUUGGGUUCCUGUGAAGCGGUGGCCGUAAAUGAGAUCGUACCGAUCCAUCCCGGCUUCGAUUAGAUGUUGGAUCUUCCGUAAAAAUCUUGGUUCGAGACCGAAUCCCUCAAAUUCGAUCCCUUUUGCUCGCAUUUCCUCGUCACAGAUUCAUCACCAGCGUCAUCUUGGGGAAUCGAGUUGUUCCUGCCGUCGUAAUUUGCUUGGCGAUGUGAUUCUUUCACCUAGAACUGAUAUUUAUAUCUCAUUCAAGUCCCUCUAUUCCUCAUCUUCUACUGAAUCGCUUGUUUCGGAUGCAUCCGGUAAUCGCACAUCAAUCGAUGGUAGUGGAGAUGGCCGCGUGGGCUCUGCUUCGAGCAAAGUAUACGAAGCCAUAAUGUCCGCCUCAGGCUCCGGCGAAAGCUUGGGAGCUGCUCUCGAUGUGCUGGGCAUCGAGCUGACCACCGAGCUGGUGAACGAGGUCUUGCACAUGCUGCGCUACGACGAGAAGUUGGCCUUCGGGUUCUUCGCCUGGGCAGGCCAUCAAGAUGGGUACGCCCACGAGCCUCCGACAUACAACUUCAUGAUCGACGUAUUGUCCAGCACAAGAUACAAGGACAAGCAAUUUGGUGUCGUCUGCGAUAUCUUGGACCACAUGAAGAGGAGCGGCAAGAAAUCGGUGCCCAUCGGUGCUUUGUUGACUAUCUUGAGGGUGUACACGGAGAAGCACUUGACCCAUCUCAGGAAAUUCGCGAAGAAGAGGAGAAUUAAGAUGAAGACUCCACCCGAGACCGAUGCACUUAACUUGCUAUUGGAUUCCCUCUGCAAGUGUAGCCUGGUUAAGGAAGCAGAUACCAUGUUUCACCGAUUGAAGAGCAAGGUCGCACCAAAUGCGGAGACGUAUAACAUUAUGUUCUUUGGGUGGUGCAGAGUGAGGAACCCGAAAGCCGCAAUAAAGGUGCUCGAGGAAAUGAUUCAGAUGGGUCACACUCCUGAGAAUUUUGCAUAUAAUGCUGCAAUUGAUUCCUUCUGCAGUGCCGGGAUGCUGUCAGAAGCAAGAGAGCUUUUCAGUUUUAUGAGAACUAAAGGUUCGACCAUAUCUUCACCAACUGCCAAGACUUAUGCUAUUAUGAUCGUAGGUCUUGCAAAAUUUGAUCAGUUGGAUGAGUGUUUUAGACUCCUCGCUGAUAUGAGAAAAAUUGGUUGCCUUCCUGAUGUUUCAACUUAUAAACAAAUGAUUGAAGGCAUGUGUUUGGCUGGAAAGGAUGAUGCAGCUCAUAAGAUCUUGGAGGAGAUGGCCGAGACAGGUUUUAGACCUGACAUUCUUACCUAUAACUGCUUUCUCAAGGUACUUUGCAAGCUCAAGAAGGCUGAAGAAGCUUUAAGGCUAUGUGAGAAGAUGAUAGAUGCUGGUUGUGAGCCUAGCAUUCACACUUAUAAUAUGUUAAUGACAAUGUUCUUUGAGAUGAAUGAACCUGAUAGGGCAAUCCACAUAUGGGAGGAGAUGGACAAUAGAGGAUGUGCUCGAGUUGCAGAUACAUAUGGUAUAAUGAUUGAUGGGUUGCUUAGCUGUUGCAGAGCACAGGAUGCAUGUUUCCUCUUGGAUGAGAUUAUAGACCGUGGGAUUAAGCUGUCAUAUUCAAGGUUUGAAGCUAUUUUGUUGCGGCUAUCAGAAAUAGGAAAUCUUAAUGCCAUCCAUCGGCUCUCAGAGCACAUGAGGAAGUUCUAUAAUGUUGCCAUGGCUAGGCGUUUUGCAGUAAGUCAGAAGAAGAAGAGAAUCAGCAUGAGGAGGAUAUGAUUAUGCAAAUCUCAGGAUCAAUGACUUGUUCUUUUGCCUUGUGUCAAUCUAAAGAAUAGUACUGAACUAAGUGAUGCUGUUGGUGAGGCCAAUUUCAGCCACCGUUGCAAAACCAGACAAAGUGCAAAUAAACAUGAAGCAAACAAGCGAUAAGGUUUGUGGAUUUAAGGUUCGGGCAUACUUGAUGGGCAAAUCUCCUAUUGCUAGUUUUGUUCUUUAAAAAGACGAAGUGACUGUGUAUUUAAUACUAGCGAGGAAAAGUAAGAGUAAAAUUAAGAGUCUUCAUAUCAAAAUGUCUGUUUUUCAAUUUUCUUGAAUGGGAAUGGGAAAAUUAGCCCAUUAAAGUAAAAACAAUGGAGGUGCGGCAAAGGAAGAAUGUAAAUGUUUUAUUUUCUCA
This is a messenger RNA of Musa acuminata subsp. malaccensis (wild Malaysian banana), 2225 nucleotides long. RefSeq names its product pentatricopeptide repeat-containing protein At1g73400, mitochondrial. The record is from RefSeq and is a predicted model, not a curated record. Gene Ontology annotation, molecular function: mRNA binding; protein binding. Lineage: Eukaryota; Viridiplantae; Streptophyta; Magnoliopsida; Zingiberales; Musaceae.